This is a messenger RNA of Nyctereutes procyonoides (raccoon dog), 294 nucleotides long. RefSeq names its product transmembrane gamma-carboxyglutamic acid protein 1-like. NCBI's taxonomy places the organism in Eukaryota, Metazoa, Chordata, Mammalia, Carnivora, Canidae. Gene Ontology annotation, molecular function: calcium ion binding. The transcript has a single exon. The record is from RefSeq and is a predicted model, not a curated record. Gene Ontology annotation, cellular component: extracellular region. The annotation marks the transcript as partial.
UUAGUUUUCCUCACAGGAGAAAAAGCCAAUUCAGUAUUGAAACGCUACCCAAGAGCUAAUGGACUUUUUGAAGAAAUAAGACAGGGCAACAUUGAUCGUGAAUGCAAAGAAGAAAUCUGCACGUUUGAAGAAGCAAGAGAAGCUUUUGAAAAUACUGAGAAAACUGUAAGUGUAUUGGCAAUUUGUAAGAAACGUUCACAGUUUUGCCUACCUUUGGAUGUACGUUUGCAGUCUGCAUUCCCGAAUUGUGUGCAUCGCUCUCAGUUACAAAUUGAUCACAAAUUACCUUUGUGA